This is a messenger RNA of Linepithema humile (Argentine ant), 1253 nucleotides long. RefSeq names its product chromatin accessibility complex protein 1 (gene Chrac-16). Gene Ontology annotation, biological process: DNA-templated DNA replication; chromatin remodeling. NCBI's taxonomy places the organism in Eukaryota, Metazoa, Arthropoda, Insecta, Hymenoptera, Formicidae. The record is from RefSeq and is a predicted model, not a curated record. Gene Ontology annotation, cellular component: nucleus; CHRAC. Gene Ontology annotation, molecular function: protein heterodimerization activity.
UAAUCUGUAUUUGAGCAAUAAUAUACCGAUUAAUUGAGAUUAUCAUAAAAAAAAGUAUGUCUAGCUUGACUGAGCAGAAUUUUGACAAAUCAAGUAAAUAGUAUAACUCAUCUAAUAAAUCAGAUGUUUUCUCUUUUCAAUAGUACAAUUCAACGUCAAAUCAAACAUUGUUUUGUAAUAAAAUAGUAUUUACUAUACGUACAAAGAAAUAUAAAAGUGCGCGCGUAUUCUUUUCCAUUUCUCACUCUUGGUUUGUUAUUGCCGGGAUAUACGGUAUGAUGGCGCUUUGGUUGGCCUUCAUUUGCUUUGCUUCACUUUUUCAAGAGGGAGUUACGGCUGGUUACGAGCUCUUGGUUCUCUUCGCGCCUUCGUUUAAUUUCACUUGUUUAAUUCUCGUUUUUUUUUUAUAAAAAAGAAACGCAUAAUGAGUGCACAAGCGUCUUCUGCGAAAAUAAAGGAGUUACGCUUGCCAAUUUCAAGAGUGAAAACGAUAAUGAAGAGUUCUCCUUAUGUUGAUACCAUCGGACAAGAUGGAUUGUACUUGGUAACAAAAGCUACGGAACUUUUUAUACAUUAUUUAACAGAAGAGGCACAUUCACAAAGUAACAAAGGAUCUUCUUUGGAUUAUAAACAUUUGGCAGAAGUCGUACAGACUAACGACACGCUGGAAUUUCUCCGAGAAAUAAUGCCCAGAAAAAUUACAGUUAGACAAUUCAAGGAAAUGAUGGCAGCUAAGUCCCAUAGUAGUUCUUCUGAGAGUAGUUCAGAUUCUGAUAGUGAUAGCGACUCAGAUUCAGAUUCUUGCUCAGACAGUGACGAAACAAAAGCAGAGAAUGGGAACUCAUCGGACAGUGAAAGAGAAAGUGAAACUAAAGAGAAUGGUCAUUCGGUCAGUGAUAAGAGCGAAAGUAGUGUAAAAAGUGAUAGUGAAGAGGACAAUAAGAGAUAAGUACUUAUUAAUCUUUAUGUUUAGCAGAUAAACUCUCUGAUUAUUUAAUAAACUGAUUAAUCAGGUGUUUUUCUAAAAUUAUUUGUAUAGAUCUUUAAGAUCUAUUUAAAAGAAUCAGAUACAAUAUAUCAAGGUGCAACACAACAUAUAGCAAGUGCAUCUAUAUCAGUAAAAACAUAAAAUGUAAUGAUAACGGCACAAAUUCAAAAGACUAUGAAAAAUUGUCUUUAAAGAGAAAAAAAAUACUAUUUUUCUAUGUUUGCAAUCAGCAAAUGCACGUUAUUAAAUCUUUUUAUAGAUGGUA